Messenger RNA from Phlebotomus papatasi, 2192 nucleotides. RefSeq names its product transcription factor TFIIIB component B'' homolog (gene Bdp1). Gene Ontology annotation, cellular component: transcription factor TFIIIB complex. Lineage: Eukaryota; Metazoa; Arthropoda; Insecta; Diptera; Psychodidae. The record is from RefSeq and is a predicted model, not a curated record. The transcript is spliced from 4 exons. Gene Ontology annotation, molecular function: TFIIIC-class transcription factor complex binding. Gene Ontology annotation, biological process: RNA polymerase III preinitiation complex assembly. The coding region runs from base 97 to 2163 and encodes 688 amino acids.
UUUCGCGAACGUAAACACGGGAGCCACGACGUGUUUUCUGGAAAAGGAUAAGUUUUUACCGUUUUUUGAAUAGGGAAAUUGUAAAAUAGGUAAAGGAUGUCCUUCAGACGUCCUCGUGUGAAGGCAUCAGCCAAUUUAGUACUCAAACGCCCAAAUAAAAGUGAGAAAAAGCCUGAAAAUACUGUGUCGAUUCCUAAGGAUGAAGUUCCUGAGAGUCCCAGGAAGAGCCAGAAAAAUACUCAACCUCCGGAAAGUGUUAUCCUGCUGAAGACACAUAUUAAAAGUGAACCUAUUAAGAAGGAACGAUCUCCAUCUCCACAAAAUUUCCCGGAGGAAGGAGAAAGUGGGAAUAAUUGGGAGCAUGAAGAAGUGUUCAAGUCCCCAGAUCCCAUCCCUGUUCCCCAGAAGCCUGAUGUAUUGCCCGAGGUGGAAAGGGAAGUUCCUAUUGGUUCGUUAUCUCCCACAAAAAUUCGGCAAAGGAUCAGGCCAACACCUUUCUUUGGACUGUCCAGGAGAAACAGUACUCACGAGAGUGACGACGAAAGCCGGCGACAGAGGGGUUCUGUUCCUCCGGAUAGUCCUUCAAUAGCAUCACCCAUGACCCCUCAGAUGCCCAAGAUGCUUCCUGGACCGCUUGGUCAGAGAAUCCGGACAGAAUCAACUUGCUCAACAAUGUCUGACGCCAGUCAAAUGAGGGAUGGUCAGAAGAGGAGAAACCAAAAAGCCGAUGAGACUUCGAAGACUAAUGAACUGAGAAAGGAAAUUUCCCAUCGGAUGGCCAGUGGGAAAUAUCCGGAUAAAUCCCGAUUGACAAUGUUCGACAUGAUUUACUACAAUCCCAGUUCGAAUCCCAUGAAGAGCCCAGCAAAAAAAGACAAAACCAAGACCACUCCGGACAGGAGAUUGAGUGUCUCGAGUGUUGUCAGCAUUUCCUCCACAAAAUCCGACAGAAUGCCGAGUGACAGCGUGGAAAAAUCCCCUCCAAUAGUUCCUGAAAUCCGCAUCAAAGAGGAACCUGCAAUGCCAGUGCCUCAACUCAAGCUAGGACCCAACGGAGAAAUGAUCCUGGACGAAAAGAGUUUAGUGAUUGAGACAACAGGAGACCGGGAAGCAAGGGAAACCCUCGCAAAUGCCAGCAUUGUCUACGACGAUGAAUACAGCUCAAACAAUGGAUUCUACAAGAGGCAGGCCAGGACCAAGGAUUGGUCAGACAAUGAGACCAUCAUCUUCUACAAAUGCCUCCACACUGUCGGAACGGAUUUUUCUCUAAUGUGCACUCUCUUCACAAAUCGAUCCCGACGGGAUCUCAAGCUCAAGUUCAAGAAAGAAGAGAGACUCAAUCGAGCCCUCGUUGACAAGGCUCUCAUGUACCCCAAGAGCUUCGAUCUCGAUGAAUUGAGGAAGGAGCUGGAGAAGAGCGCGCAGGAAAAUGCAGCAGCAGCCAAGGAUGAGAAGAAACAGGCUGUGGCUGAGAUGAAGAAGGAACGGAAGAAUCAGAGAAAGGAAAAAUUCAGCUCGAAGAAGCGCCCCCUUCGAAAUACAAGUCGCAUGCAGAGGCAGCUCUCGGACGGAGACUUUGCCUACAAGUUCGAAGAAAUACUCUCAAGGCCCAGGAAGAAGAAGAGGAAUGAAUCAAAGAGUGAGUCUAGUCAGAAAGAAUCCUCGCUUCCUGAACAGCCAGCUGCGUCACAAAAUGCUCAAAGUUUUGAAGAAAAUAAGGAACAAGUUGAAAAGGAGCAAAUGAGAGAGGAUCAAAUGGAAGAGGACCACGGGCAAGGACAAAUUGAAGUGGUGCAAAUUGAAGAAGAUCCAGUCCAAGAGGAACAAGUUCAGGAAGAGAUUCCAGGCCAAGAGGCUGCGGAAGUGUACCAGGAGAUUGAAGAAAUUGUGGAAGAGACUGUUUUGUCUUCCGAAGAGCAAUAUUUUGAGGAAGAUAUCAUGAAUUAUGAUCACGAAGAGGAAAUUCUAGCAAGUCCGGAACCUGAAAAUGAUUUGCCAAAUAUCGAUCUCAGUAACCUCGUUAUAGUCCAGGAGGCUGACGAAGGAACCGUCAGAUACAAGAUUCAUCUGAGAUUAUCCGAAGGAGUCAGUGAGAAACCUUUGGAUUUGCCACAGGACAUUAUCAAUUGCAUUGUAGCGGCGCAUUUAGGUCAAAAAAUAUAAAUUUUCUUUAUAAAAUAAAUUAUUCUUCA